AUGUACAACAUCGGCUUCAUGCUGCUGUCGCAGCAAAUGAGUCAAGAAAGAGUGAAGAUACCAUUUCAGGCAUGUGCUGUUGGUUCAAACGUUGUUGUUCUGAGGGACGACCUUUCUAGAGUGCAGAUUACAACCGUUUACGGCAUCAUCAUCCGCAUUUUCGAACCAAAAGCUGUUACAUCUAUCGAAACUGAACAUGUCGAUGCUGAGAUUGACUUGGUGAUGGGUGAUAAGCUACUUUUCUGUCAGCAGCGAUGUCUGUCUAGGAUGAGUGGAUUGGACACAAAUCCGUCUGCGUCCCACACCGCACAAAAUGAGCGAGCACAGCGCGAUCACAGCUGGAAUGUUGUUUGGUCAGCACAGGUUCCACAUGCUCCGAAGUACACAAGACACUCGCGAUGGUGCUUCCUGGCUGUCGCGGGAGAAUAUGAUCACACUGUGAAGAUAUUCUGUGAAGAAAUAGGCAAUAGUCGUACGCUGAUGAGCCCAGAUCGCAUGGCUGAUAAGAGCUUUUAUUUCUUCUGCGCUUAG
Messenger RNA from Cylicocyclus nassatus, 531 nucleotides. NCBI's taxonomy places the organism in Eukaryota, Metazoa, Nematoda, Chromadorea, Rhabditida, Strongylidae. The record is from the annotation of a GenBank genome assembly.